UCUCAUCUGCACAUGUGUUAGUGAUCCCACGAUCUUCACUACGCCAAGACGUCUUCUCUCUUUCUUACUGCCUUUCGACUUAAGAGAGUCUCAGCACGAUUUCGUCCGUCAGUUGCAUUCGGGAUUUCAAGUUACUCGGGUGGAUCCGCGUUCAUUUGCCUUCCAGUUUGUGAUCUCUGGGCACAGCAUCACAUCCAACAGCUUCCCAGUGGAUUUCGGGAAGGGAAAUUCCCUCACAGCAUCAGCAACGGAAGUGAUCAAGUAUUCAGUCGGAAGGGAGGGAAUGUGAGUCUUGUGUCUCUCAGUCAGGCCCAAAAUACCCAAUGGAGAAGUGAUCGUGAUCGUUGAGUCAUUGUGGAGUGAAAAGACCAAGAAACAUGAAGAAUCUCGUGCUCUGUGCCAUCCUCAUUGUCACUGUGUUGCACGUGGAGGCCAAUAGUGACAAGACGCACUAUCUGCCACCCCUCGAGUGCUACGACCCUUAUCAUAAACCCCAGAGAUGCAUCCCCGAAUUCGAGAAUGCUGCCUUCGACCUUCGAAUAGACGCCACAAAUACCUGUGGUGAGGACAGAGACACAGACUUUUGCGUCCAGACAGGAUAUUCUAACAAGAAGAGUUGCGACACUUGCAGGGCAGGAGAUCACAGUUCCAAAUACUUGACGGACAUCCAUGAUCCCAAUGAACCAACCUGGUGGCAAUCUGAGACCAUGUUCGAGGGUAUACAAUACCCCAAUCAAGUAAACCUGACCCUCAAUUUAGCAAAAUCCUUUGAUAUCACCUACAUUCGCAUUGUCUUCUACUCUCCACGGCCUGAAUCAUUCUCGAUCUUCAAGAGAAUCGUCCCGAAUGGUCCCUGGCUACCUUACCAGCACUACAGUGCUACAUGCCGCGAUACUUACGGCCUGCCCGAUUCACUGAGCGUGAAGAAGGGCGAGGAUGAAUCCAGGGCACUCUGCAUGAGUGAUUACAGUGAUAUCUCACCACUGAGGGACGGAACUGUGGUGUUUUCCUCCCUAGAGGGACGUCCCAGUGCCAUCAACUUCGAGAACAGCAUUGAACUCCAGAAUUGGGUCACUGCCACAGACAUCAGAAUUACGCUGGAUCGUCUCAACACUUUUGGUGAUGAAGUGUUCGGAGACGCGCAAGUGUUGAAGUCCUACUUCUAUGCCAUUGCUGAUAUUGCUGUUGGUGCGAGGUGCAAAUGCAAUGGACACGCCAGCAAGUGUGUCACGAGCACAGGUUUGAAUGGUCAACGAACGCGAGUCUGCGAGUGCAAACACAACACAGAUGGGCCGGACUGUGAGCGCUGCCUUCCUUACUUUAACGACGUGCCAUGGGGCAGAGCCACAUCGAAGAAUGUCCACGAAUGCAGAGAGUGCAACUGCAAUGGAUACUCCCAGAAAUGCUUCUUCGACAGACACCUCUACAACCUCACUGGACAUGGAGGACAUUGCCUAGAUUGCGCCUCGAACCGUGAUGGUCCCAACUGCGAACGCUGCAAGGAGAAUUUCUAUAUGCGAGAGGAUGGUUAUUGCAUCAACUGUGCCUGUGACACAAUGGGAUCUAGAUCUCUUCAAUGCAAUGCUGAAGGAAAAUGCCAGUGCAAGCCUGGAGUGACUGGAGACAAGUGCGACAGAUGUGAUGCAAAUUACUACAACUUCGGACCGCAUGGAUGCCAGCACUGCGGAUGUGAGCCUAAAGGAUCUCUGGACAACACGCCAUCCUGUGAUCCUGUCACUGGAGCCUGUCUCUGCAAAGAGAAUGUCGAAGGAAGGCGAUGCAGGGAGUGCAAACCUGGUUUCUUUAAUCUAGACUUGGACAAUAAGUUCGGAUGCACUCCUUGCUUUUGCUACGGACAAACCAGUGAAUGUCAGAGCGCCAAUGGGUACUCAAUUGUCUCCCUGACGUCCAACUUCAACAAACACCUGGAGAGAUGGAUGGCCGUGGACGACAGAAACACCCUAGUGGAUCUGAAGUACAACAAGUUCAGCCAGAGUGUGGGAAUCACAGCCCAGGGACAUGAAUUCAUUUACUUCUCCGCCCCUGAACGCUUCUUAGGCGAUCAAAGAGCUUCUUACAACCGCUUGCUGAAAUUCCGCCUCCAGACAAUUGGUCAGGCAGGACCAAAUCCCUCUCCCCAUGAUGUGAUCCUCGAAGGUGCAGGAACAAGUAUUUCACUGCCAAUUUUCGCUCAAGGACACUACAUGCCCGACCAGCAAGUUCGCGAAUACGCCUUCCGUCUCCAUGAACACCCAGAAUACUCCUGGCAACCUAGCCAGUCUGCCCGUGGCUUCAUGUCCAUCCUGGCCAAUCUCACUGCCAUUAAGAUCCGCGCCUCUUACGCUGCCAUCGGCGAAGCUUAUCUGGACGAUGUUGAACUACAAACUGCCCAUAGAGGAGCAGCUGGACGUGUCGCCACGUGGAUUGAACAGUGUACUUGUCCCAAAGCGUAUCUCGGGCAAUUCUGUGAAUCUUGCGCCCCUGGAUAUCGCCACUCUCCUGCCCUGGGUGGGCCCUUUAUGCCAUGCAUUCCUUGCGACUGCAACAAACACGCUGAGAUCUGUGACUCAGAAACUGGAAGAUGUAUCUGUCAGCAUAACACAGCCGGAGACACUUGUGAUCAGUGCGCUAAAGGAUACUACGGAAGUGCUCUUGUGGGAACACCAUAUGACUGCAAGAGGUGUCCUUGUCCAGACAAUGGAGCCUGCAUGCAGAUGGCUGAUGACUCAGUGAUCUGCCUAGAGUGCCCAGUUGGAUAUUUCGGUCCUCGCUGCGAGUCCUGCUCUGAUGGCUUCUAUGGAGACCCAACAGGUCUUCACGGACCCGUUCAGUUCUGCCAGCCUUGCGACUGCAAUGGAAAUGUGGACCCCAACGCUGUGGGCAAUUGUAAUCGCACCACUGGCGAAUGCCUAAAGUGUAUCCACAACACAGCCGGGCCACAUUGUGACCAGUGUCUUCCAGGUCACUUUGGAGAUCCUCUUGCCCUGCCGCAUGGAAAUUGCCAGCAGUGCUCUUGCUACCCUCCAGGAACCGAACAGACCGACGAUGGCAUCUCAAUGUGCGAUUCUCUGACUGGAAAUUGUCGCUGCAAGCCCAACGUCGUGGACAGAAAUUGCAAUGAGUGCCAAAAUGGAUAUUUCAACAUCGUGUCUGGAAACGGAUGCGAGAGCUGCAAUUGUGAUCCAAUUGGAAGUUUCACUGCCGGCGUCAAUACCACUUGUGAUCGCUUCACUGGACAGUGUCGCUGCAAGCCCGGCGUCGUUGGGUUGAAGUGCGAUCAGUGCGCUCCAUACCAUUAUGGCUUCUCAGAUGAAGGCUGUUUGCCCUGCGACUGUGAUCAGAGUGGAUCCAAGAGCUUCCAGUGUGAUGAAUCCGGACAGUGUCCUUGCAAUGACAACGUGGAAGGGCGCAGAUGUGAUCGCUGCAAGGAGAACAAGUAUGAUCGCCACCAGGGAUGCUUAGACUGUCCUGCUUGUUAUAACCUGGUUCAGGAUGCAACCAAUGACCACAGAGAGAAGCUUGGAGGACUCAAGAAGUUACUUGACGAAAUCGCUUCGAAACCGACCGUGAUCGAUGAUGAAGAAUUUGGUUACAAACUUAAAGCUGUACAGGAGAAGAUUGAUAUCCUGGCAGAGGACGCAAAGGCUGGAGCUGGAGGUGGAGAGCACACUCUCAGAGAGAGAUUAAAUGAUUUCCACGAUCGUUUGAACGCUAUCAAAUCCGUUCUGGACAAAUCAGAUGGUCUCCUCAACAAAUCCAGAGAUGAAGCCAAAGUCGCAAAUGCCAACUUCAAUGUAACUCAGAAAACCAUCGAAGAUGCUCGAGAUCAACUCAAUGCUGCUCUAGAACUCCUACAAACAGAGGGUGCCAGUGCUUUAGCUCGCGCAAAAGACCGCUCUGACCAAUUUGGGUCGCAAUCAGAACAGAUCAGCGCAAUCUCGAGAGAAGCUCGAGCUCGAGCGGAUGAACUCGAGGCCAAAGCGAAUUUCAACAGGGACGUUGCGAAGGAAGCUAAUGGCAAUGCCACAGAAGCCUACAACUUGGCGAGAGAUUCAAUGGCUCUGCUCCAAAACAUCAGCAAUGAACUAAAGACGAAUGUUAAAGCCGAGGUUUACUUCUCCAAGGACACUGUGGACACAGCGCUGAAUAGGACUGCAGAUAUUCAAAAGGAGGCUGAGGAAGUGUACGAAGAAGCCUUAUCUCUAUUCGCAACAGUGAACUCACAGAAUCCACCUGAGGUCAACAUCGAGAAGAUCAAGGAGAGAGCUAAUAAGAACAGCGCGGAAGCAACAAGGAUCGAGGAGGAACUUAAUGGAAUACGAAUGAUGAAUGAGAAGCUAUUGAAUGAGUUGAACGAAAACAACGACAAGGCUAGAGCUCUAAUUGAAACAGCCGAUGAUCAGAAGUUCCACGCUCUCCAGCUUCUUGAGGAGGCCAAGCAUUCCAAUGUCAUGGCAAAGGAAGCGGUUGCUCAGGGAGACGGAACCCUAAAAGAGGCUAAUCAUACAUACAAUACCCUAGCUGGUUUCCAAUCUGAAGUCGAUACUUCCUCAGCUAAUGCCAGAGCGGCUUUACAGACAGUCUCUGACAUCGAUAAGCAGAUCCGAGAAGCAGAGAAAAUGGUCCAGGAGGCAGAAGCGGCUCUGGUUGGGGCUCAUUCAAAUGCCAUUGAGGCUAGGAAUAAUGCGCAGAAGGCGAAGGAGAAGUACGCCGAACAGGCCUCCAAAGAUGCGGAUGAGAUUCUCAAGAAAGCCAACGACACCAAGUACGAAGCCAGGAAGCUCAGAGGAGAAGCAGAUCAGCUAAAUGGCAGAGUUGUUGUGACGGAUGACAAACUUAGCGAUCUGGAGGAUCUCGCCAAGAAGGACGAUAAUAUCACGAUUGAGGCGAAGAAGAGCGUGGGCCAAGCCAAGACGAAUGCAGAAGACGCACACAAGCAGGUCCAGAGCGCCAUGGACAGAGUAAAAUCGAUCAUGGACGAGCUGAGCAACCUCAAAGACAUCAAUGUGCAGGACUUGGACGCUUUGGAGAAGCGCCUCGAAGACGCAGAGCAUGAUCUGAGAGUGGCAAACUUGGGAAAGAGAAUGGAGAAUUUAAGCGAGUACAAGAACUACCACAACCAGCUGAUCAAAGAGUACCAGUCGCAGGUGAAUCUGCUGGAGACCGAAGUGACUAAUGUUAGAGCCAUUGCUGAGGCACUGCCCGAGGGAUGCUUCAAACGCACCCGCCUCGAGCCAUAGAGUCUUAAGAGCCUGUUCAUUUCUUGGAAUUAGCUAGCAGUCAAUUAACCACUGCCAACGGACAGGCUCCGCUUCUAUUGUAUUAUCGUGCGCCAUAAUUUUGUGUCUCUUAUUAUUGGAUAGAUAAAUUUCUCAUUCUCGAUUAUAUCUUCUACCAAAGAAAUUCCCUUUUAGCGAGAGACAGUGAGAGAAAAUGAAAACAAUAUAAUGAUUUUGUAAUAACAUUCACUUAAAUACAGUUUACCUUUACGAUUUCAUAAACGGCGAAUAA
Messenger RNA from Phlebotomus argentipes, 5511 nucleotides. It is a transcript of the gene LanB2, whose product is annotated as laminin subunit gamma-1. Lineage: Eukaryota; Metazoa; Arthropoda; Insecta; Diptera; Psychodidae. Bases 378 to 5240 code for a protein of 1620 amino acids. The record is from RefSeq and is a predicted model, not a curated record. The transcript has 13 exons.